Aspergillus caelatus is the source of this 1102-nucleotide messenger RNA. RefSeq names its product nascent polypeptide-associated complex subunit family protein. Lineage: Eukaryota; Fungi; Ascomycota; Eurotiomycetes; Eurotiales; Aspergillaceae. Gene Ontology annotation, cellular component: cytosol; nascent polypeptide-associated complex. Bases 297 to 764 code for a protein of 155 amino acids. The transcript has 3 exons. The record is from RefSeq and is a predicted model, not a curated record.
AACUAUCUUCCCCUACUCUUGGUACGUGGAAUCAUUUUCUCCCCUUUGUACUCUCUGCAACCUUUUCAUCCCGUCAUUCGUCUCCCCUAACCGGUGUGUAUUGUCGCUCUUCAAUUUAACCCCCGCUCAUCCUCUCUCUUGAAAUCCCCGGGGGAAAGCAUCAGCCACCGCUUUCUUGGCAGCCACACAUUCUGCCACAAAGCCUUACCGAGUCCGAGUUUCCACAGAUCCAGAUUAUUGACGUCCAUUCAUCCCACUAGGUUCAAGGAACAUCUUCUCAACGCACAAUCAUCAUCAUGGAUCAGGCAAAGUUGGCUCGCAUGCAGGCUAGCGUGCGGAUUGGAGGCAAGGGCACUCCCCGCCGCAAGGUCAAGAAGGUCCACAAGUCCUCCGGCGCCGACGACAAGAAGCUCCAGGCUACCCUGAAGAAGAUGAACGUCCAGCCCAUCCAGGCCAUCGAGGAGGUCAACAUGUUCAAGGAGGACGGAAACGUCAUCCACUUCGGUGCUCCCAAGGUCCACGCCUCCGUCCCCUCCAACACCUUCGCUCUCUACGGUAACGGCGAAGAGAAGGAACUCACCGAGCUCGUCCCCGGUAUCCUGAACCAGCUUGGCCCCGACAGCCUCGCCUCCCUCCGCAAGCUCGCCGAGAGCUACCAGAACAUGCAGAAGAACCAGGCCGGCGCUGAAGGCAAGAAGGAUGAGGAUGAGGAUGAUAUCCCUGAUCUGGUUGAGGGCGAGAACUUCGAGAGCAAUGUCGAGUAAAUUCAUUAACCAUAUCAUAUCAUAUCAUGGGUUUUAAUUGAUUGAUAUAAAAAAUGUGAACAAAGACAUUAAAAAAGGGUUGUCUUAAUCUUUUUUUCUUCUCUUCUCUUUUCUUUCUUCAACUUAACUCUCACGCUUUUCGCUUUUCGCUUAAUGCUUUCUUGUUAUUCAUGAGGACUUUACUAUUCCGGUUCCUUUUGGUUCUUUGGCACUGGGCUCUAGGGAUGGGAUUCAGGGGUUAUUGUGUUAUUGGGUUUGAUGAUUGCGAAAUGGUGCAAUGGGUGAAGAUGAUGGGAGGGAUCUUGUCUACAGAGUUCAAUGAGAACGUGCUACGACUA